Messenger RNA from Falco peregrinus (peregrine falcon), 1702 nucleotides. RefSeq names its product STIP1 homology and U-box containing protein 1 (gene STUB1). Gene Ontology annotation, molecular function: protein-folding chaperone binding; ubiquitin protein ligase activity. The record is from RefSeq and is a predicted model, not a curated record. Gene Ontology annotation, biological process: cellular response to misfolded protein; proteasome-mediated ubiquitin-dependent protein catabolic process; protein polyubiquitination. Gene Ontology annotation, cellular component: Z disc; cytoplasm. Lineage: Eukaryota; Metazoa; Chordata; Aves; Falconiformes; Falconidae.
GAACCGGGCGGCGCUAUGAAGGGGAAGGAGGAGCGGGAGGGCGGCACGGGGGGGGCCCGGGGCGGCGGGCCGGGCGCGGGGAGCGCGGGGGCCGGUAGCCCCGAGAAGAGCCACAGCGCGCAGGAGCACAAGGAGCAGGGGAACCGGCUCUUCGGCGGCCGCAAGUACCCCGAGGCCGCCGCCUGCUACGGCCGCGCCAUCAACCGCAACCCCUUGGUGGCCGUCUACUACACCAACCGAGCCCUCUGCUACCUGAAGAUGCAGCAGCACGACAAGGCGCUGGCAGAUUGCAAGCGAGCCCUGGAGCUGGAUGGCCAGUCGGUGAAGGCUCACUUCUUCCUGGGCCAGUGCCAGAUGGAGAUGGAGAACUACGAUGAGGCUAUUGCUAACCUGCAGCGAGCCUACAAUCUCGCCAAGGAACAACGGCUGAAUUUUGGAGACGAUAUCCCCAGCGCACUGCGCAUCGCCAAGAAGAAACGCUGGAACAGCAUCGAGGAGAAGCGGAUCAACCAGGAGAACGAACUGCACUCCUACCUGACCAAGCUGAUCAUGGCAGAGAAAGAGAGGGAGCUGGCCGAGUGCCAGAAGAUGCAGCAGGAAGAAAAUGCAGAUGAGAGCCGGAGCCGAGUUCAGCUGGCCAGCAUCGAGGCCAAGCACGACAAGUACCUGGCAGACAUGGAUGAGCUCUUCUCUCAAGUGGACGAGAAGAGGAAGAAGCGGGAUAUCCCUGACUACCUGUGCGGGAAGAUCAGUUUCGAGCUGAUGAGAGAGCCCUGCAUCACACCCAGCGGGAUCACUUAUGACAGGAAGGACAUCGAGGAACAUCUCCAGCGCGUGGGUCAUUUCGAUCCAGUGACGCGGAGUCCUUUGACCCAGGAUCAGCUGAUCCCCAACCUCGCCAUGAAGGAGGUGAUAGAUGCGUUCAUCUCGGAGAAUGGCUGGGUGGAGGAUUACUGAGGGGCUGAGGGGGCAGCGCUGGCCUGCCCAGGUUCCCCCAGCCACAGCGGCACAGACAGCUCUCGCUGGGCUGGCACCAUGCCUUACUUGCUCUCCAGCUGCUCCCCCUCCGCUCCAGGUGCCCAGAGAUCCAGCGAAAGCGCUGGGUGAGGGCACGUCCCCAUCUCCCCUUCCCGAGGAGCCGCAGUGGCUGGGUGGGCACAAAGGCUUCCCUCUCCACCAGCUCCUUGCUGACCAUGGCACUUGGAGGAAGACCUGCCCUGGGGGGUUGGAGGAGACUGGCUCAUCAAAGUGGACUGGAAGGUCUCACCAACAUAUUAAUCACCCAGAGAGCAGGAUCCCCCUUGUCUAUGGCAGCUGACAAUCCCCAAAGAUUGUGUCCUGCUCCAGGGAGGAGCUUGUCGGGAUGAGCGCCUGGUGCUGGUCUGCCCCAGUCCCCUCCCUGUGUACAUAGUUGUUUCCUCCUCCCACCACCUCCUGCCUGGCCAGGGUCAGGUCCUCCUCUUCCCUGUAAAUAGGCACUUGCCAGGGUGGGAGACCAAUGUUCCCCUGUGACCAGCUGCCUGGAUUAAAGUUCUUCCUUUUAAUGAAAUCCCUUUAAAAAAAAAAAAAAAAACCAACAAAACCAACCAACAAAUUGCAUCUGACUGAGACUCCAGCUUUUCAGUCAGCUGACAGCCUGCCUGGCUUUUGAGCACCCUCUGGAAGUUUGCCAAUGUCAAUUAAAAAAAAAAUAAAAAAAAAA